AUGAAAGUCCUUCUUGUCGGCGCAACUGGAAAUCUUGGUCUUCGCUUUGUCGCUGCGCUCCUCACUCAUGGUCAUGAAGUCGUCGCAUAUGUUCGUUCUUCCAACAAACUCGAAGCUCUCCUUCCAGCAAACGUAUAUAGCAAGAUUGCUGUCUUCGAGGGAGAUGCUACAGACAUGACCUCAAUCAAACGUGCUAUACUCGAGAACGAUUGCGAAGCUGUCGUCAAUACCGCUGGUGUAGCAGCCAUGGCACCGUGGAAGAGAAACAACCUACCAGAGAUCUUCUCCGCCGUACUCAAAGGCACACAACAAGCUGGAUCAGAAAGGAACCAACCACUACGAAUCUGGCUUCUUGGUGGCCUGGGCGUAUUGAACUUUCCUGGAACGGAAACCAUGCUCUCAAAUNUAAACAUCAAGCUUUUGAGAGCCUUGCCACCUCAUUCGGUCGACUGGUCUCUGCUCUGCCCAAGCACCAUGGUGGCCGAGAGGUCGGAAGUCAGCGUACCGGCGAAGUCCAGCCAUGGUAGAUUGACUGCCGAGGCCUCGUCGCCACCGUUGUGGAAAGACCCGUGGCUCAAACACAUUCCUUUCCUUGGANAAAUGAUCUUGGCUGGCGUGAACGCGUCCAGAUACGAAACGACACUCGAGCAGAACGCCGACUUCGUUGCAAGUGAUUUGAAGGACCGUGAGAGUCGUUGGAUCGGAGCAACAGUUGGAGUCAUCGAUGCGAAGAAGUAG
Molecule: messenger RNA, 738 nt
Organism: Aureobasidium musti
Lineage: Eukaryota; Fungi; Ascomycota; Dothideomycetes; Dothideales; Saccotheciaceae
Source: the annotation of a GenBank genome assembly